Molecule: messenger RNA, 378 nt
Organism: Plasmodium inui San Antonio 1
Lineage: Eukaryota; Apicomplexa; Aconoidasida; Haemosporida; Plasmodiidae
Exons: 2
Coding region: 1-378 (125 amino acids)
Source: RefSeq, a predicted model, not a curated record
AUGGGUAAAUCAAUGACCAGCGGAAAACAGAACAAGGCGAUUACAACUCUCCAUAGGUUACAGGACCACCCAAAUAACCGUCUAACCCCGCUAAAAAACCCCCCAACGGGGAAGAUCACAACAGAAGCACAGACAGAUACUGGCCCCCUAGAAAAGUAUCAGGUACUUAUAAUCUCCAAAGUGAAUCACCCAAGGUUGAAAAAGCGAACUCCCCCCAAAACCUCAAACCAAACCAAACUCCUCUCCGUAAAACCCCAAGGAAAUCAAUCCAGCCAAAAGGAAACAAGCAAUAGUCCAUGGAGGUGUAUGAGCUUGAUGAAGAAAAAUCUUUAUCCUACUUUAAUGCCAAUACAGGCAUACAAUAUAUACGGAUUAUAG